AUGUCGACGGAGGAGGCUGUUGUCUCUGAGGUCCCGGUGACCGGGGUGGAUGCGGAGACCGACAAGGCGAAGAAGGCACCAAAGGAGAAGGUGCCCAAGGAGAAGAAGCCAUCCGCGGCGAAGAAGCCGGUGGCGCACCCUCCCUACGCUGAGAUGAUCUCAGAGGCAAUUGCUGUCCUGAAGGAGAGGACUGGGUCGAGCUCGGUGGCCAUCGGCAAGUACGUCGAGGAAAAGCACGGCGGCAAGCUUCCCACCAACUUCCGCAAGCAGCUGACAGUGCAGCUGAAGAAGCUUGCUGCCGCUGGCAAGCUGACGAAGGUGAAGAACUCCUUCAAGCUGCCGGCCGCCCACCCUGCCACUGACGCCAAGCCCAAGGCCGUCAAGCCCGCCGCCAAGACCAAGGCACCAAAGGCGUCGCCGAAGGCUAAGGCCAAGACUGCUCCCGCUGCCGCGGCGGCCAAGCCCCGCGGGCGCCCUCCCAAGGCUGCCAAGACCUCCACCAAGGCCUCCGCAGCCAAGGCAGCCAAGAAGGCUGCUCCCGCUGCCAAGAAAGAGAAGGCAGCGACGACGCCCAAGAAGGCGGCGACCCUGAAGAAGGCGGCCGCCGCUGCUUCUCCGGCCAGGAAGGGUGCGGCCAGGAAGGCCAAGAAGUAG
Molecule: messenger RNA, 654 nt
Organism: Miscanthus lutarioriparius
Lineage: Eukaryota; Viridiplantae; Streptophyta; Magnoliopsida; Poales; Poaceae
Source: the annotation of a GenBank genome assembly